This is a messenger RNA of Caenorhabditis elegans, 1932 nucleotides long. RefSeq names its product MAM domain-containing protein (gene Y53F4B.27). The transcript has 14 exons. NCBI's taxonomy places the organism in Eukaryota, Metazoa, Nematoda, Chromadorea, Rhabditida, Rhabditidae. Bases 103 to 1827 code for a protein of 574 amino acids. The record is from RefSeq and is marked reviewed.
UCCUUUCGAACUUAACAGACGUCUUUAGCUGCCACCCCGCCCACUUCUCCGCGUAUCCUUCACCGGGAGAAGGAAAGUUUUUUAAACGGUUUUGUAUCUCAAAUGAACUUUUAUCUUCUGCUUUAUAUUUCGGCGUGUUUGGGAAUAGGAGCCUUCUCAAAAUCGUCUCUGGACUGUGAUUUCUCUGAAGAUUGUUGUUGGGCGACGACUCGAGAAGAAGAACAAUGGGAGAUUCAGAGUGCUGAUGAGCUUGAUUUGAAUGAGUUUAGAAAGGUUUUUCUGGUUGGGAAAAGCCGGCCACCGCCAUCUGGAAACUAUGCGAUUCGAGUGGAGAAUAAGAAAAAGUCAUCGUUGAUUUCUUGUGCGGUUUGUAGUGCUUCCGGGCAGGCUACUGUAAAGUUCAGACAUUGGCAAAGUGCUAAUGCAAUGCUGAAAAUCUGCUGGCAACUGGCUGGCGAUGGAAGUCCAGUCACAGAAAACUGCCAGAUGGCUCGGCAUUCCAAGCAGAGCAAGCUGAAUACUUACAAGUUCCACAACAUUGAAAAGAGAAAGAAUUUUAGGUUGGUGUUUAUCGUGGAAAACGCGGAUGCUGAAAUGGAUUCGGGCAACGAGGCGACCAUUAUCGUUGACCGAAUUUCCGUCGACUAUGACUCAUGUGAUGAUCAUGCCGCGACUCAUGAAGUUCAGGGAAAUGUGACCAAGAAGAGGACAAAGCACAGCAAGACGAGACAAAAGGCUCGGUCAAGUGUUACGUUGGAGAAGUUGGCUCAGAAGAAUCAGAAAAUGAAAGAAGAGCUCAAAAAACAAGAAGAUAAACAGGCCUACCUGAAAAAUGUCGAUCAACAAAUUGCAAAAGUUGUGGACGAGGUUAAUGCUAAACAAGUCGUAGCAUCAAAGGCAUCUUCCUCCGCUAAAAUGGUGGUCCCGGCCUCUCCAAAACCUCCAGCUCCUGUAGAUCCGUUAACCGACCUGCUGGGAAGUGAAUUUGUGGACUUUUUGGACCCGAACUACGAGUCCAAUGAUGAUGAGGAGGCGGCGGCAGAGGAAGUGGAUUUUGAUACUAAAGAAUCCAAAUCUAAAAUAAUCCCGGCUACAACCCCUUCGCCUUUAAAAUCUGGAACUGUAACCGGAAAACCUCCAGUGAAAAUAGUGGAAACUUCCAAAAAAUCCAUCGAUCCUAAUGGGCUACCUAUUCAUAAAAAGCUGAAACCAGUGGAGCAUCUACCGAUUCGUCCGAUUUCCACGGAAAGUAUCGUAAAAUUCAUUCAAAAGGGGAAGCCAAUGCAAGUUCAGGCACAAAAUGGAGUGUUCAGUUUGCCUUCUCAGCAGCAUCAGCCAAUCCCUAUGGGAAUCCCAUCCACCUGUUCGACUCCAGGAGGCUGUCUCUUUGAAAAAGAUUUCUGCGGAUGGACUACACCGCCAGGUGUCACUAAUAAGUUUCACUUGAAAAAAGUUCACAUGUCGAGCUUCUCCGAGGCAAUUGUUCCGGUUGGAGAGAUUGCGGUAAUGGAGACUGAAACGAAGAUGACUCAGGCUCAUACGGUAAUCUUUGACGCGUUGGAAUUCGCCUCAGGCACCCGCCUUAUUGCCUGUUGCCUAGCCAAUGGACAGCUCACCUGCCCGUUCUCAACUCCUCAUGAGCAAACAGGCAUUCUUUGGCAGUUCUCGAAGUUUGAGUGCCCGAUUAAUACGUCGAAGAUCGCUUUUAUCUGCGAGAACUUUGGCCUAGCUGAAAGUAUAUGUGCAGUUGACAAUAUCCGAAUUCAUACUUCAACCGAUGUAUUCUUCCUGGAAGCAUGCCAAAAAGACAAACUUCAUAGAAGCUGAUAAUGCAAAAGGCCACGUUAUUGAUCUCAAUAUUUAUUCUAAUUUAUUUUCCUAUUUGUAUUUAUAUGAUAAGUUGUAUAAAGUUAUUAUUAUUAUAAAUAGGUA